CGGGCUUAUCCUAUGAGUAAGCUUUUAAUAGCAUUAAGCAGCUUGAAUCUGAAUUAAUUAGAGUAUAUUGAACUUUCGGAUAUCGGGUGAUGCACAUCAAUAAAACUUCACUUUGCCUUAUGCUCUGCAGUAAAAUUGCUGUUUAUAAUUCAUCAUCGAUCAAGAGAGGGACAGCAAAAGAUUUUACACAAUAAAUAAAUUAAAGGGGAAACAAGAGCGAAAAAUUGGCUUUUUUAUAUAAAAAAUUAUCUAGCUGAGGUUCAUUCACUAAUUAUUUUCAUUCUUUAAAAAAAAAAAAGGGUUUGUCUCUCUAACCAGUACUCUUUUUCAUUAAAAAAAGAAAGAAAAGAAAACCAUUUUCCCCCACUGCAUCCUGGGAAAAAGAUGAAGGAAAUACUAAAGAAUGGAUUCUUGGAGCUUGUCGGAUGCGAGGAAAUGGUGGGGAGCUGACCUGGUUCAGACAUUUGGGAUCAAACCAAACAAAACGCGUUUCCCUCUGUCUGCCGACUGCCGUGUUGACAUCUGCUCUCUGUUUUAUCUGUCCUCAGUCAGAUCUGCCGAAAGCUUUGGCUUUUCUGCCCAUUACAGCCAGACUUCCUCGCAGGUAAGGCUCACGGCAGUGUUCAUAUGUUGAAACGAAUCUCUGUCUACUCAGAAGCUUAGAGCAAAGAUUGAGCUGAUGAUUUGGUAAUUGAAGAGGAGAAAAGAAGAAUUCUCUAUUUGAUGAUCAUUUGACACCAGUUAAGAGUGAUUUCCCAAUAAGGGAAACGGCUUAAAUUCAAAUAUAUAUCCAAAUUAGAUGAGUAUGCUUUUAAAGAGGACAUGCGGAGUUGUCGCUUAAAAUUGAAGUGAACGGUUCUGGUGGAAGUUUAGUAGAUAUGGCCUCAGGGGACGGGAGGAGAGGUCACCAGGAUUUAGUGCCACUUGCUGCUCUAAUAAGCAGAGAAAUGAAGAACGAGAAGAUGGAGAAGCCAACUCUAAAAUAUGGAUGUGCUGCUCAGUCGAAGAAGGGAGAAGAUUACUUUCUUAUAAAGACAGAUUGCCUCCGAGUCCCUGGAAACCCUUCCUCGGCAUUUUCCGUAUUUGCGGUCUUUGAUGGGCACAAUGGAAAUGCUGCAGCAAUUUACACGAGGGAAAAUUUAUUAGGUCACGUAAUAGGUGCUAUUCCUCGUGGGCUCGGGCGAGAAGAUUGGCUUCAAGUUCUCCCUAGGGCAUUGGUAGCUGGGUUCGUCAAGACCGACAAGGAAUUUCAAAGAAGAGGAGAAACAUCAGGAACUACUGCUACAUUUGUAAUAGUUGAUGGGUGGACCGUGACUGUUGCAUGCGUUGGAGAUUCUCGUUGUAUCUUAGACACUCAAGGUGGUGCUGUUUCUAACUUAACUGUGGACCAUAGGCUUGAAGAUAAUGUUGAAGAGAGGGAACGUGUCACCGCCAGUGGAGGUGAAGUUGGAAGACUCAGCAUCUUUGGAGGAGCAGAGAUUGGCCCCUUGCGUUGUUGGCCAGGCGGUUUAUGUCUUUCUCGGUCCAUUGGAGACAUGGAUGUUGGAGAAUUUAUUGUUCCAGUACCUCAUGUGAAACAGGUCAAGCUGUCAAAUGUAGGUGGGAGGCUCAUAAUAGCUUCAGAUGGAAUCUGGGACGCCCUUUCAUCUGAGGCAGCUGCAAGGACUUGCCAUGGUUUGCCUGCUGAACUUGCCGCUAGACAAGUCGUAAAGGAAGCAUUAAGGACGAGGGGGCUUAAAGAUGACACGACCUGCAUAGUUGUUGACAUAAUUCCACCAGAUAGUUCAAGUUCAUUGCCCACUUCCCCGCCCCCAAAGAAGCAGAACAAGCUGAGAGCGCUGCUUCUCAGGAUCAAGUCUCGUAAUUCUUCAAGUAAACUAUCGAAGAAGCUCUCAGCUGUAGCUGUAGUGGAAGAACUGUUUGAAGAGGGCUCAGCAAUGCUUGCUGAAAGGCUUGGGACUGACGAUACUGCAGCACAAUCGACCUCGGGACUGUUCAUGUGCGCGGUUUGCCAAGUGGACCUAGCCCCAAGCGAGGGCAUUUCAGUCCAUGCAGGGUCUAUCUUCUCCAUGAGCUUGAAGCCGUGGCAGGGCCCUUUCCUAUGUGGGGAUUGCCGGAACAAGAAGGAUGCCAUGGAGGGGAAGCGCCCAAGUGGCGUUAAAGUGGCUUGAUGCUGCUCGAGUUGUGGUAUUGUUUUGUAGUUCUAAUUAGUAUCAAUUCUUUUGUUUGUCCUUCGAUUCUUUUGUUUGAAAAUCCUGCCAUUUCUGUAGAUCUAUUAUUUUUUGAAUCUUGGUAGAGGAGUUGGCCCUAUGAUUGUAUAUGUAUAGCUUGAUCUGAUGAUAUUAACAAUAAUCAGAGUGAGCUCUGUAGCAUCUGCUUAUGAGUUGAUUAAGCUUCACUGCUGUAUCAGUUCCGAUUCCAAAAUAUUGGUUCUUUUGAUUGGUUA
This is a messenger RNA of Punica granatum (pomegranate), 2446 nucleotides long. NCBI's taxonomy places the organism in Eukaryota, Viridiplantae, Streptophyta, Magnoliopsida, Myrtales, Lythraceae. The record is from RefSeq and is a predicted model, not a curated record.